AUGCAUCUACACCGUCUUUCGUUCUUGGCGGCCGCGGUCAGCUUGGCGGUUCAGCCUGCUGUUGCAGUGCCCCACUCCCCAAGGGCUCAGGAAGGUACUUGCACGAAGACCACGGUUGCCAUCCUGGGUGGUGGAAUGGCAGGCAUUGCUGCCGCACAAGCAUUAACGAACGCUUCGGUACAUGACUUCGCUAUCCUCGAAUACCGCGAUACCAUUGGUGGCCGUGCCUGGCACAAGACUUUUGGCAAAGACAAGGAUGGGAAGCCGUAUACCAUUGAGAUGGGAGCUAACUGGGUUCAAGGCCUUGGAAACCCUGGAGGUCCCCAAAAUCCCAUUUGGAGUUUGGCCCAGAAGUAUCAUCUAAAGACCCACUACUCCAACUAUGACAAUAUCUCAACCUACAACGAGCAUGGCUACAAGGAUUAUAGUCAUCUAUUGGAUGAAUACGAUACUGCAUAUGAUAUUGCCAAUGCAAAGGCUGGGGAGAUCCUCAUCAACAACCUGCAAGAUCAAAAUGCCCAGUCAGGUCUUGCUUUGGCUGGGUGGAACCCGAAGAAGCACGACAUGGAGGCCCAGGCUGUCGAUUGGUGGAAAUGGGAUUUUGAGGACAACUACACCCCGCUUGAAAGCUCUCUUGUAUAUGGCUGCGCUGGCGAUAACCUCACCGUGAACGGGUUCAGCGACCACGACAAUUUUGUCAUCGACUCGCGCGGCUUUAACACAAUCAUCAAGGGAAUGGCUUCUGAGUUUAUGAAGGAGAAUGACCCGCGUCUACACCUCAACACCGAGAUCACCGAGAUUGAGUAUGGCAAGGACGGAGUCACCAUCCACAAUAAGGACGGCAGCUGUGUCAGCACUGCGUAUGCCAUCUGUACAUUUUCACUGGGCGUUUUGCAGAAUGACGCGGUGAAAUUUACCCCUGAUCUGCCCGAGUGGAAGCAAACUGCUAUUCAAAAAUUCACGAUGGGAACCUACACCAAGAUCUUCAUGCAGUUCAACGAGACCUUCUGGCCGACCAACACCCAGUAUUUCCUCUACGCCGACCCGGCCAUGCGCGGCUGGUAUCCUGUCUUCCAGUCUCUUUCUAUGCCCGAGUUUUUUCCAGACAGCAACAUUCUCUUCGUGACCGUGACCAACGAGCUCGCGUGGCGCGUCGAGCGACAGUCUGACGAACAAACAAUGCAGGAAAUCAUGGCCGUCCUCCGCAAGAUGUUCCCAGAUCAAGAGAUCCACGAGCCAACCGCUUUUCUCUAUCCGCGCUGGAGCACUGAGCCCUGGUCGUACGGUAGCUACUCGAACUGGCCGCCAUCGACCACCCUCGAGAUGCACGAGAACUUGCGUGCCAACACGGACCGUCUCUGGUUCGCUGGCGAGGCGACGAGCCCGACAUACUUUGGCUUCCUCCACGGUGCUUGGUUCGAGGGCCGAGACGCUGGUCAGAACAUUGCUGCUAUCCUGCAGCGCCGCUGUGUCAAUGCCAACUCGCACAAACUGCGCGAGUGUGGCCCGCGGAGACACUGGGAGACCUUGCAUGGAACCUCGCCACUGGCUGAUUAUAGUGCUCUGACGGGAUGGAUGGUGGACAGUUUCCUUGAUACAAAUACCGAUUAG
Penicillium canariense is the source of this 1611-nucleotide messenger RNA. RefSeq lists its product as uncharacterized. The transcript is spliced from 6 exons. Gene Ontology annotation, molecular function: oxidoreductase activity. NCBI's taxonomy places the organism in Eukaryota, Fungi, Ascomycota, Eurotiomycetes, Eurotiales, Aspergillaceae. The coding region runs from base 1 to 1611 and encodes 536 amino acids. The record is from RefSeq and is a predicted model, not a curated record.